Cydia strobilella is the source of this 2075-nucleotide messenger RNA. RefSeq names its product zinc transporter ZIP10 (gene Zip71B). Gene Ontology annotation, molecular function: monoatomic cation:bicarbonate symporter activity; zinc ion transmembrane transporter activity. The record is from RefSeq and is a predicted model, not a curated record. Gene Ontology annotation, cellular component: plasma membrane. Gene Ontology annotation, biological process: zinc ion import across plasma membrane; intracellular monoatomic cation homeostasis. The coding region runs from base 353 to 1795 and encodes 480 amino acids. The transcript is spliced from 4 exons. Lineage: Eukaryota; Metazoa; Arthropoda; Insecta; Lepidoptera; Tortricidae.
GGAGGAGCGAUCUUGGUCGGCACUGACGUUGUUUUCGCGCACAACCAGCUGCGUCCGCGCAGACCACUACAUCACAUUAUCAGUAACGGUGUUACGACCGGCCUCGGGACUCGAGCGCCAGGAGAAAGUAUCCGAGUCUCAGACGCACAACUCACCUCGACUCAACAGCACGCGUUCAAUUUCGAGUUUAGCAAGCGCGAAUUACCCGAAGUUAGAUAAACGCGAGUAAAUAAACAAUAGGUCGUGCGCGGAUCUGUCGGUUACAGCCGGUGCGCAAGCGUCGCGUCAUAUCACGCCUGACGAGUGCACGUUGGGCGGCUGAUAGUGCCGCGAGCGCAGCUCAGUCUCGACCAUGCUGACGACGGGUGUCGUCGUAGCGCUGGCGCUGCUGGCCGCCGCCGGCGCCGACGUCGGCGACAACAAGCUGGACCUGAACGGCACGCGGCAAGACCCUCCCGCCGAAGUUGCCGAGAAAUACUUCAUAAACAAGAUCUUCGACAAGUACGGAGACAAGGGUUUAAUUACAUUCGAGGGUUUCGAGCACCUGCUGGACAGCUUAGGUCUGGGCGGCCGCGUAUUCUCCUCGCCGCACGCACUGGCCGACCACCGCGUCAACGGCACCUUCACGCUGAUGCACGACACGCAGCAUCGCCACCGGCGCUCCCUUUCCACGGAACCAAUACUAAAAAAGUCAUGCCUGUCGCCGAAGGACAUAUUAGAAGUGUACGGCAUAGAGAGCGAGCCCGGUGUGAUCACCAUCAGUCCUCAGACGUUCAUGGACAUGUGCCCGGCGCUGGUGUACCAGCUGGACCAGCGCUCCUGUUACAAGACAGACGCGCCACCCACCAAAUUGGAAAAACAAUGGACUUGGAUAUACGCAUCACUGAGCAUACUCGUGAUCAGCGCUACCGGUUUACUUGGAGUAGCUGUGGUACCGCUGCUGAAGUCAGCUAUCUUCAGCCAAGUUCUGCACUUCCUCGUGGCCGUAGCAGUAGGGACGCUAUGUGGAGACGCCCUGCUACAUCUUCUGCCACAUGCUCUUAAAUCACAUGGCCCUUCAUCUGAACCGCAGGAAGAAACUGAAGUUAUUCUCAAAUGCAGUGUCACAUUUAUCACUAUUUUACUUUUCUACGCCGUCGAAGCGAUUAUGCAGACAUUACAAGGAGGACACGCUCAUUCUCAUGAUGUUGUUCAUGCACCAACUGUGGAAGAAAUUAAAACAGAGAGUGCUAAACAAAUAGAGCCUGUACCUAUAGAAUUAGGUGCCAUGAUGCCGGGGUCACCGACGCCGCCCGCCGAGCGCCCGAUGACGUCGACGGCGUUAAUGGUGAUCGUGGGCGACGGCCUGCACAACCUGACCGACGGGCUGGCCAUAGGCGCCGCCUUCGCGGGAGACCCGGUAACCGGCUUCGCCACUGCCCUUGCGGUAUUCUGCCACGAGCUUCCGCAUGAGCUAGGCGACUUCGCUGUGCUGCUGCGUUCCGGUAUGAGCAUCAGGCGUGCGCUGUACUACAAUCUGCUUUCGUCUGUGCUCAGUUUUAUGGGCAUGGCAGGCGGAAUUUGGCUGGCAGAAGACCAUGAAUCUGCAUCUCAGUGGAUAUACGCCGCGACAGCGGGUACUUUCUUUUACAUAGCGUUGGCGGAUUUAGUACCCGAGAUAAACGAGAACAAUCUCGGAAAAAGUAUGAAUUUAUUGUUAGCUGUACUCGGAAUUCUCACGGGAGGAAUAAUUAUGUUGCUCAUUGCUCUUCACGAAGACUCUAUACAAUAUUUGUUUAGAAAUUCGGAACAAUGAGACUCCUAAGUUGUAGAGUAAAUAAUUAUAAUGUGAUAAUUGUACUCACGGUUGUUCAAAUUGUUAAUAGAUAGUAGGACGAGUAAUGUCAUUAGCUGAAUAAAUAGGAGUGUAAGUAAAGGCCCUGAAUCCGUCUUGUAUUAGUAAAAAAUAGGCCAUUACAUUUAUAGGUAUUUUAAAUAUCUAUUCUUAUAACGAUUAUUAUACGUAAAUACCUUUUGUAAGUGUACCUAACUGUAGGUAGUAAGCGUAAAAUUAGAUAUUUAAUAAAAUGAAGGCU